UAACCACCCCCACCCCCCCCUUCUUACCGGGGGUCAGAGGUGACCGCUGCUACAAAAAUACUCCCGGCGCACGUCAGUCGCACUCGAUCUCCUCCUGGUCCCCCGUGUAGACACCCGGACCUCACCUCUAAGGCCCCCAACUUUGUCUUCCCCCCAAUUGUCUCGUGCCUCAGGCAGGGAUGAGCGAGACUCACGCCGAGUACCGUUCGCCCCUCGUGAGCCGCUACGCGUCCCCGGAGAUGGCGCGAAACUUCGGCGACGAGAAGAAAUUCUCCACGUGGCGCCGGCUCUGGCUGCUGCUCGCGCGGGCUCAGCAGACGCUAGGCCUGCCCGUCACCGACGUCCAGCUCGCAGAGAUGGAGGCGAACCUCCACAACAUCGACUGGGCGAUGGCGGCCGAGGAGGAGCGGCGGUGUCGACACGACGUGAUGGCGCACGUGCACACCUUCGCACACACCUGCCCCACCGCGGCCCCCAUCAUCCACCUGGGCGCCACGUCCUGUUACGUGGGCGACAACACGGACCUGAUCGUGAUACGCGAUGCCUUUGACAUCCUCCUACCAAAAUUGGCACGUGUCAUCGAUCGUCUCAGUCGCUUCGCGGAGAAACAUGCCGCAUUGCCCACGCUGGGGUUUACGCAUUUCCAGCCUGCCCAGCUGACGACCGUGGGCAAGCGCUGCUGCCUGUGGCUGCAGGACCUGGUGAGCGACCUGCACAGUGUGGAGCGCAUGCGGGGGGAGCUGCGCUUCCGCGGGGUGAAAGGCACGACGGGGACACAGGCCAGCUUCCUGCAGCUCUUCAACGGGGAUCACGACAAGGUGGAGAAGUUGGAUGAGUUGGUUACCAAGUUGGCCGGAUUUGACAAGGCACUGCUCAUCACGGGGCAGACGUACAGCCGCAAGGUGGACGUGGACAUCAUGGCCACGCUGGCGAGCCUGGGCGCCUCUGUGCAUAAGAUUUGCACAGACAUCCGCCUGUUGGCUCACCUCAAGGAGGUGGAGGAGCCAUUUGAGAAGGAUCAGAUCGGCUCGAGCGCGAUGGCGUACAAGCGGAACCCGAUGCGGAGUGAGCGCUGCUGCAGCCUGGCACGCCACCUCAUGACGCUCGUCAUGGACCCCCUGCAGACGGCGUCCACGCAGUGGUUCGAGCGCACGCUCGACGAUAGCGCCAACAGGCGGAUCUGCAUCCCGGAAGCGUUUCUCACCACCGACAUCAUCCUCAGCACGCUGCAGAACGUGGGCGAAGGGCUGGUGGUCUACCCCAAGGUAAUCGAGCGCCACAUCAAGCAGGAGUUGCCUUUCAUGGCGACGGAAAAUAUCAUCAUGGCCAUGGUGAAAGCGGGGGGCGACCGGCAGGAGUGCCACGAGCGGAUCCGCGUGCUGUCCCAGGAGGCGGCCGCCGUCGUGAAGCAGGAGGGCGGCGACAACGACCUGGUGGAGCGCGUGCGCGCCGACGCGUACUUCUCCCCCGUGCACGAGCAGCUGCCCUCGCUGCUCGACCCCGCCACCUUCGUCGGCCGGGCCCCCCAGCAGGUUACCAAGUUUCUGCAGGUGGAGGUGCGCCCCCUGUUGCAAAAGUACAGCAGUCAUCUGCAGGGCUCCGUGCAGCUCAGCCUGUGAUGAGGCGGGGCGGGGGGGAUUUGAUGGGGCGACUGAACCCCUCUCAGACGUUCCUGCAAUUAAAUAGGGGGGGGGGGGGGGGUGGGGGCAAUCCCUAGGGGCCCAACCCAGACUUCCCAAUUUGGGGGGCCCAAUCCCCUCACCUCUCUGCUGUCCUGUCCGCAAACCUGCAUUCCCUGACGCUACCCAAUGUCAUGACUGGAAACCCCAAAGCAUUUAAUCUCUAACAAAUAACCAGACUCUGCUCAGUGGUUAUUUAGCUUGGUUUGUUAAUUUCACAAAGUUGCCUUUUGCAUCUGCCUGCUUGCCAGGUGUCCAGUGCUCCUGUUUGGUACUUUUGCUGACAUUAAUGAUGUCGAUGAUGUUGAUGACGCUGUGACAUGUUAGCAAAGCUCCUGAGGUGAUGCUAAAGUGGCCCGAUGCCGCAGGAUUGCAUGCGAACGCUGUUUUUGGUGCGUUGUUUUUUUCUCACGUGAAUUAUUGAACGAGUUCUUUGUGAAAGAAUAAAACAGACAAAUGAC
Molecule: messenger RNA, 2140 nt
Organism: Petromyzon marinus (sea lamprey)
Lineage: Eukaryota; Metazoa; Chordata; Hyperoartia; Petromyzontiformes; Petromyzontidae
Gene: ADSL
Product: adenylosuccinate lyase
Biological process (GO): 'de novo' AMP biosynthetic process
Cellular component (GO): cytosol
Molecular function (GO): N6-(1,2-dicarboxyethyl)AMP AMP-lyase (fumarate-forming) activity; (S)-2-(5-amino-1-(5-phospho-D-ribosyl)imidazole-4-carboxamido) succinate lyase (fumarate-forming) activity
Source: RefSeq, a predicted model, not a curated record